This is a messenger RNA of Spinacia oleracea (spinach), 2372 nucleotides long. RefSeq lists its product as uncharacterized. The transcript is spliced from 3 exons. The coding region runs from base 1758 to 2180 and encodes 140 amino acids. Lineage: Eukaryota; Viridiplantae; Streptophyta; Magnoliopsida; Caryophyllales; Amaranthaceae. The record is from RefSeq and is a predicted model, not a curated record.
GAACAAAAUAAGAGUUUUAAUACCCAGUUAAAGGAAAAAUCCCUAAAACUAACAGAGUAAAAAACAACCAAAAUUUCCUUCAAUACUCCCGCAAAACUGAAGUGGAACAAACCUCCCGACGCAGAUUUGCACCGCCGCUCCAUUGCAACGCCUUCCGACCGCUUCCCAGCCUCCGUUGAACGCCGUCUGUACCACCGUUGCCUUCAAUUCGAUAUCGUUGAUCUGCAGUUCAAAUUAAAUUGUAAUUUGCAGGUUGUGAUGUUUAUCAGAUGAUCUGCAGUUGGGGUUUUUGUCCUGCAAAUGUGUUGGUGUUGUGAUGUUGUCUGCCUUAUAUGCUCCAGUCUAGGUAAAUUAGAAGGAGGGGGCGUGCACCAUAUUAGCCGUAGCUGAGUUCUUACCAUUACGGUUUCCAUGAGGAUGGUUUGAAGGUACACAUUUCUGCUUAUUCUAUUCCAGAAUCCAGAAUAUUAACACAACAUAAUAUGUGAGGAUGUCUAAACCACAAGUGACUUGUGUCCAAUAUGGACACAAGUGGGGGUAUAUGAGUAAUUUCAAAUGGGUUUAUUCCAUUGCCCCACACAAUUGCUGAAUCAUAUUCCGUUUUAUGCUAUUUUCCGUUACGGGCACUGUUCACUCAAAUUCAAACUCAAGUGAAAAAAAGGAAUAGUCAUCCCGCGGAACAACUCAUCACUCGCAAUGCAAUUCUCUCUCCUCGCCACAACUUCUCUGUCCUCCUGAAGAACACUUCCGGAAAUUCUCUCUCCUCACUCGCAAUUCUCUCUCUUCCAUUCGUUGUUUGCUUCCCUGCCCGGUUCUUGUUCAUGGUUAGGUCAUCUUCUCUCUCCUCCAUUUAUUGUUUGCUAUAAAUAAUUGAUUAUGAUUUUAAUUAGUUUGGGUUUCUAGGUGUUUGAAUGGGUUAGGGUUUAUAGGGUUUGUUUUAAUUACUAGAUUAACAUCUUGAUGAAUUAAAUAGACGCAUCUCUAAUAAAUUGCAAGGGUUGGGGUUUCUAAUUUCCGUCAAAUUAGGGCUAAAUGGAUUACAAUUGUUGUGAAUUUAAUCUAGUUUUAUUUUAAAAAAAUUGGUUGCAUGAAUUUAGAGGAGAGAUAAAUUUGUGUAUAAUUUGGGGUUUUCGAGCUUCUUAAAAUUUCAAAAAUUGAAGAUGGAAUUUGUUUGACAUAGAAUUACUGUUAUUGUUCAUUGUUUAUAUGGAAAUUGGCUGAUUUUGGUCAGGUGAGGUGAUUGUUGCUAUUUUCUGAUUGUUUAGAUUGCAUUUUAUGGGUAUUUCUAGAUUUGAUUUGUGUUUUGAGUAAUAGGAAAGAAAACUAAGCGGACUACGUGAAUCCAACAUUACAGAUUGUAUGCAGAGGUUAAUCAGGAGAAUGAGAAUGAAUCAAAGAGUACAAUUGGGUGAUCAAAGACUAUACUUAUAUACUGCUUGAAUGCUUGUGGAUGAGUGAUCAUACAAAUUAUGAGCUCUUUAUUUGGAUGUUUGUAGCCUAGUGUAGUAAUGCUUGGAUGUUUUUUUUCUAUAAAAAGAGUUGGAUUUGAGUUUGCUUUUGGUAUGUUCUGGAGCGUUUCGGAUUUUGACCACUUGCCGUGGCACGGAGGGUAUUUUUGGUUCGUUCUUUCUUGAGGGUGAUGGAUUAACUGUAUGUAAGUGAAUAAUUUUGAUAUAAGGCCUUUUAAUUGGAGUUUUAGUGGCCUGGUACAUGGCUAGUUUUGUUGGAAUGCCAAAGGGUUUGGAAGGCUUUCAUUCAUGAAACAGUUGACCAACUUGUUUGUAACACACAACCCUCUAAUCUUGGUCAUAACGGAGUCUCGUAUUACCGAAGAGCAGUUAGCCAUGGUUGAACAACAAUUUCCAAGUUCAUAUAACUAUGCAAUAUUUGGUGGUGUAGUUCUCAUAUGGGCUAACAAUGUCGUUCAACCGGUGUACGGCCAAAUGUCUGAUUAUGAUCUUGGAAUACAUGUUCAAGUCCAAUUUAAGACAAUAAAUCUACCAGAGGCCAUGGCCAUACCAGGUACCGCCCCACCGCCACCUCCGCAAAUUGAUGAGCACGAUCAUGGCAUGGAAGUGAUGGAAGAGAUGGAGGAGUAUGAAGAAUCAGACUGGUACUCAAAUGCGGGACUCGAUGAUGAUCCCACAAUCCACGACUGGAAUUUUGGUGGUAUUUGGUGAAGUCCCACUUGGAAAUUAACUUCAACCCUCUAUGUGAACUUAUUAUUGAAUGCGAACAAGUUUAGUAUUUAAAGUGUAAUAGUUUAGUAAUCAGAAUUUAAUAGGGAAAUAAAAGUGUAAUAGUCUACUGAAUAUUAUUGUAAUGACAAAUAUUUAUGACCAAUUAAGACAAUAUUCUGUUUCUUAACGACU